AUGGGCUCAUGCCUGUCAUGCCUGUCAUGCCAGACAACUCCUACUCAACUACAGAGCUAUUCCACAUCUGAGGAAGAGGAGAAUGAGAAGGAAAUAGACAAUGUGGUGGAUAGGGAGAAUGUGGAGGAAAAGGAAAACGUGAAGGAAAAUGAGAAUGUAGGGGAACAGUAUGUGGAGGGACUGGAGUAUGUGGAGGAACAGGAGAAUGUGGAAGGACAGGAGAGUGUGGAAGGACAGGAGUAUGUCAAGGUACAGGAGAAUGUCGGGGUACAGGAUUACGUGGAGGAACAGGAGAAUGUGGAGGGACAGGAGUACGUGGAGGAACAGGAGAAUGUGGAGGGACAGGAGAAUGAAAAGUGUUAUGACCCUGAAGACUCCACAUUUACAUUUGUUGAUCGGGAGGAUGAAAUGGAUUUUUUGUAUAUUGGCUACAAGUCUCGCAGAGCUCUGAUGUCCUGUGGUCAUUCUGUCACUCCGAUGUCUCUCACUAACUGGUGUCGCUACCUUUUGGAUCAGCAUGAGCACAGAUUUGUGUGUGGUCAACCUAACUGUGAUGCUGUAUGGCCAUACAAGGAAGUUCGUAAAAUGGCUCUUCUGACCCCUGAAGAAAUGAAGGAGUUUGAAAAGAAAACGUUCAUCAAUUGCAAGGAUAUCUUUGAUGUAAAAUCAUGUCCUGGCUGCAAGUAUCGUGUGGUGAGAACUGACCUGAAUGAUCUGAGUGUCCACUGCUCAGUGUGCACAACUGAGAAAAAGAAAGUCUACAGAUUCUGCUGGCAGUGUUUGAGGGAAUGGAAAGGUCCAGCUCCACGAUCAGAUCGCUGUGAUAAUGAUGACUGUGUCAUUCAACCACUUGAAACACUUACAAAGUGUUCAGAGAUCAUCUUUGAGGAUGUGGUGGGGGUCACUGGAUGUCCCUCCAUUCGUGCCUGUCCCACCUGUGGCCUACUGUUGGAGCAUAACAGAAAAAAAUGUAAAAACAUCGUCUGUCACAGGUGUAAGGUGGAGUUUUGUUUUGUUUGUUUGAAGGUCAGUAAAGAGUGUUCAAAUAUAACAGGUUCAUAUUUCAAGACAUGCUCUGAUGGUGUCGCCCCUAGACAAACUUCUAUACCUGUGUGGCAGAGGAAAUAA
This is a messenger RNA of Scomber scombrus (Atlantic mackerel), 1128 nucleotides long. RefSeq names its product ankyrin repeat and IBR domain-containing protein 1-like. The coding region runs from base 1 to 1128 and encodes 375 amino acids. Lineage: Eukaryota; Metazoa; Chordata; Actinopteri; Scombriformes; Scombridae. The record is from RefSeq and is a predicted model, not a curated record. The transcript has 4 exons.